Messenger RNA from Bolinopsis microptera, 1426 nucleotides. Its product is annotated as pre-mRNA-splicing factor CWC22 homolog. NCBI's taxonomy places the organism in Eukaryota, Metazoa, Ctenophora, Tentaculata, Lobata, Bolinopsidae. The record is from RefSeq and is a predicted model, not a curated record. The transcript is spliced from 4 exons. The coding region runs from base 15 to 1049 and encodes 344 amino acids.
GGUAGGUAAGAGUUAUGGCUAAAAGAAAGAAAUCCCUUUCCAGUUCAGACGACUCCUCAUCCAGCAGUUCAGACUCAUCCAGCAGCUCAUCUGAUUCUCCCCGACAGAGAAGAAACAAGUUAAAAGAUCAAAACAAAUCCAAUCAGAAAAGUGAAAAACGGACAGUGAAAUCAAAAAGUAAGGAAAAAGUUGCUCAGGAUAAGAGAAGAAAAUCUCCUCCUCGUCGCUCACCAGAGCGCAAAAGGAAACAAUCUGAUUCCGUCAAAAUAACAACCCAAAAAAGCACCCAUUCGGAGGAUAGUAAAGUUGAAGCUAAAAAACGACACAAAUCCCCAGAAAGAUCCCAUACUAAACGUCAUAAAUCCCCUGAAAGAUCACACAGACAGAGAUCCAAGAAGGAGAGAUCCAAAUCCCCAAAAGCAGAUCAAAAGAAGAAGAACCUGUUUCCUAUUGUCAGUAAAGGAGAUGAUGUAACUCUGGAGUUAGAAUUAGGAAAGAAGAAUAUUACUGAGACAACACUUGUUUCUUAUCCUAACCUGAACAAAAGUGUAACAGAGGACAGAACUAAGAACGAUGAUGAUAGAAAGAGAAGACACUCACACACCUCCCCUGAAAGGUUCAAGUCAAUGAGCUCCACAAUAACAGUGACCCACAACAACACCAAUAACCCUGAAAUCAGGGAGGCAGAUAAGCGACCCCGGCGUAGUCCCGUACAGAGGAGUUUACGGGAUAGAGUCGGCUGGGACCCCUUCCAGGGCACCAACUCUUCUAGCUUCGGGGAUCACGAUGACAGACAGCUAAAUAGAGGGUAUAACGACAGCUACACUCGUAAAGAAUUUGGCCGGGGUAGAGCCCGGGGCGGAGGUGGUGGCGGUGGUGGACGAGGCUUUAGGAGCGACAAUCGCCCACGAGGGGGAGGCGGUGGCGGUGGCGGCGGCGGUAUGUGGUCUAAUAAUCGGAACUUUAGUCGGAACGAUAGUCAAGAGAACACAGAUAGAUCAGGAAUCAAUGACAAGAAGUGGAAACGGGACAUGUUUAGCGACGAUUAAUGAUAUUUAUACUUUAAAUCGUAUCACGAGUAUAAAUUACUAGUUAUGAUUCACCCUGUUAAUUGCAUCAUGCCGAGUGCCCUCAACUUUUAGCUAAGAAAAAUUUUCUGUCAUCAAUAUGACAGCGAAAGCGACCCGUUUUUAUAUUUACGAUUUAAGAUUUAAAUGUUAACUGAUUUACUGUGAUAAGAAUAACAAGCUUAGCUCUGUAACGAUUGGUAAAAUAGUUAUGCAGGUCGCAUCAUGUAAUCAAAGUUUUGUUGAUUUUUAUGUUCAUUAAUUAAUGAAACAGCUUUAUAUAACUUCUUUAGCUGAACUUACAUAUUGUUACCUGUAAACAAAGUUCAUUGCAUAUCAUUGCUUUAUUGGUUCAAUAA